UUUAAAACAGUUGUGCUGAUUAAUAUUUUUGUGUAAACUGUUUUUUCAGGAUUCUUUGAUGACUAGAAAGUUCAAACAGCAUUUAUCUGAAAUAAAUGAUAUCUGAAGUAUAAUGAUAUCCAUUCCUGAAACCAGGAAGUCCUCAGAUCCAGGUGUCAAAUACACAAUGCCCAUGUGGAUCCAAAAAGAUGUUUCAGUUGGUGAGUGACACAAGACCUCUGCGGGAACUGUUACUGGUCAGGAUAGUGAGGAGGCCAGGGCAGAAAGGCCAAAAGGGUUGGGGGCAGUUGUGGGUUCUUGGGGGCAGCGCUCCAGUUCCAAGGAAAGAAACUUCCAUGAAAGCAGGCCCUUAUCUCUGCCUCACACAGCUGAGCGGCUCUGUGUCAUGAGGGUACAACACAAAAAGGACCGCCUCUCUCUCUGCCCAGAUGGCUUAUUCCUUUUUAUUUCCAAAGUUUGAAUGAUUUUCUUUCAGAUCAUCUACAAAAGGUAUGUAAGUGUUAUUGCCAACAAUUAUCUUCAUUCCCAAAUAAUUACAUAUCUCAUCCUCAAGACUCUAAAAUCAUUUCUAGUCAAAAGUCUUAUCCCAAAGAUAAGUCAGAGUGAGAGAACACAGAAUGUUCUUGUCUAUGGGUUGCAGACUGUAAGAGGAUAUAUCGCACUGAAAUAAUUUCCAGUCUGUCCCUCCUCCCCACCACUGCAUCCACAACAUAUAACCAAUAAAGCUCUUCACUCAUGUCGUCAAUGUGUAGGCUAACACGGAAGGCUGUUCACCAUCGGUCCCUGGGGAAUUUCUCAUUUGUUUUUAGAAUAGUGGCUUUCAACAAGUAACAAGAAAGUAACUACAAUCGUUGACUCUUUAAGCAUAUAAACUCACAUCCCUGUGGCAGUUGCAGUUCUUAUGUAUGUUAUGAUAGCUGCUAUAGGAUAUAAGAAAAACUGAAAUAUUGUGAAAAUUUUUGAAAUAUCAGUUUUCUGUUUAAAUAUAUUUUAAAAUGUAAUUUAUUCCUGUGUUAUCAAAACGGCAUUUUCAUCAGUCUACAGUGUCACAUGAUCCUUCAGAAAUCAUUCUAAUAUGCUGAUUUGCUGCUCAAGAAACAAUUCUUAUUAAUAUCAGUGUUUUGCUGCUUAAUAUUUUUAUGUUAUCCAUGAUACAUUUUGUUUAGAAUUCUUUGAUGAACAGAAAGUUCAAAAGAAUAGCAUUUAUUUGAAAUAGAAAGCUUUUGUAACCUUAUACUAAAUGUCUUUUUCGUUCACUUGUUAUCAAUUUAAUGCAUCGUUGGCAAAUAAAAAAUUGUCUCAAAAUUCACAUUUGAGUGUGCAAUUUAUGUUGUUAUGUACAAUAUACCUUAUAUAUAUAUAUAUAUAUAUAGUAAUAAUUCAUAGAGAGAGUAAUGCAUGAUACGUUAGACAGAGGUGAAAGAAGAGGAUGUGUAUACCUGACCUCAAAGCCACAGCUCCCAUAAGUAAUAGUGUGACUCAAAGGUACCAGAUAAGUUUGUCUGUGUUUUGUGAGUUAGUCGAAACCACGUUUCAGUUGAGGAGAACUGGUCUCAAUAUUCACUGUUACAACUUACAGUUUUGGCCUCCACACCCUUAACUGACACAGAGCAAGACACCUCCCAUGUGAGGACCUCUGACAUGGCAGGUUCUGCCAAGUGUUUGGCUCUAUAUUUUGUACUUUGAAAGCAAAAUUAAUGAUGAAAUAGUAAAUUGUAUCACAUUGGUUACACCAUGGUACUUUGAUAUAUAGCCUACUAGACCUAUCUAUGCAACUGAAUUAUUAUCAAAUGUAUGGUAUUGUGUGUGGAACAGUUAUUUAGAAGUUAUUUCAAAGAUUAUCAGCAACCUUUAAAAUACCAGACCAUGACUGGUCUUUUAAUUUUCAGUGUAAAACGUGUGAGAGGAUUUUUGUUUGCUUGUUUUACCUGUAUCUGAGUUCGGCCGAGCAACAAGACGAACACUGCAAAACUUUACCGUACGGUACGCCUAAUAAUGAUGUUGCAAUCUUCUGAGGUAAUUUUCACUACAAUCGAUGAGAUGCAAGAUGGCGCGACUCCGCGGUGAGAUCCGAGAGACAUGAACGUAGCGCCGGUUGACCAAUCAAAAUCAGUGAUAUGAACAGGACAUACAGUCUGAAAUGCAACAAGGAGAAGUGUUGACUGAGAUGAGUUCCUUCUUGACCUCCUUUCAUUGAAGACAGCUUUGGUUAUUUUUAUCAUGACUGAGUGGAGCACACCACACUUGAAAGUGAUUCUUAUCGGAAACUCUGGAGUGGGAAAAUCUUCAUUUAUGACCCGGUUUGUUGACUAUCGCUUUACUAAUUUGUAUCGUGCCACAAUUGGGGUAGAUUUCUUUGCUAAAGAAAUCACUAUUGAUAAAAGACCAGUCAUUCUUCAGAUCUGGGACACUGCAGGUACAGAGAGGUUUCAUUCCCUGGGUACCACACUGUAUCGUGGAGCUCACUGCUGCCUCCUAGUGUUUGAUGUUACCUCAUCCAUCUCCUUUGAUGCACUAGACGUCUGGAAGAAAGAGUUCCUGGUGCAGGCAUGCCCUUCUGACCCCGCUGCCUUCCCUUUCAUAGUGAUCGGCAAUAAAAUUGACUUGGAUCAUCGUGAGGUGUCCCCAAACAAAGCUCAGCAGUGGUGCAGUGAAAUCGGAGCUGAAUAUUUUGAAUGCAGUGCCAAGGAAGACAUUGGAGUGGACGUGACCUUUCACAGUGCAGCACGAGCUGCCCUGCAGUAUCUCAAAAGUCACCAUGUGGAGAAUGGAGAAGACGUCCAGAUUAUACAGAAACAGGAUAAGAAGCCAAACAAAAAAUGCUCUUGUUGAACCAAGGACAAGAUCUUGUGCUACUGUUCUGUUAAAGUUAACAUGAAAUUAAAACUAUUUUUUAUAU
Messenger RNA from Megalobrama amblycephala (Wuchang bream), 2899 nucleotides. RefSeq lists its product as uncharacterized. Gene Ontology annotation, cellular component: phagocytic vesicle; lysosome; late endosome. The coding region runs from base 2221 to 2832 and encodes 203 amino acids. Gene Ontology annotation, biological process: endosome to lysosome transport; phagosome-lysosome fusion. The record is from RefSeq and is a predicted model, not a curated record. The transcript is spliced from 6 exons. Lineage: Eukaryota; Metazoa; Chordata; Actinopteri; Cypriniformes; Xenocyprididae. Gene Ontology annotation, molecular function: GTP binding; GTPase activity.